GAAGCAUGUGGGUCGCCUCCCCCACCAUCGAACCUGACUCAGAAGACGAGUUGCAUGCUUUAAUCAUAAUGAGGAACCAGUUGGAGGAAGACACAGAGGAGUGGGAGAAGCUGAACUACGACAUCCACACACUACGUUGCGCCCGGCGACAGGUGCUGGGGAGGUGGAGGAAGAUCCUGCUGCAGAUGGGCUAUCAGAAUGAAGUGGACCCCUUGCUGGAGGUGAACACGCAAGGUGAGAGAGAGAACCUGCACAGGGCCAGCCAGCUGCUGCGCACGCUAUGGGAAGAGUGCAGCCUGUUUCCCAUGGGAUUCGGCACCGGGGAGAAGUACCUGUCUGUCAUGGAUCGCCUGGUAUCUCUUGAUAGCGCCGAGGAGUUUGUCCAACUGGCAAAGGAUAAAUAUCCAAAGACCUCAUCCCAGCACCCUAGAAGCAGUGACUUCCCCAGAGCAGUGUGGCUGAUGACUGACAUCAAUAGCCCACGCUCUGAGAUCGAUGACUGA
Molecule: messenger RNA, 503 nt
Organism: Brienomyrus brachyistius
Lineage: Eukaryota; Metazoa; Chordata; Actinopteri; Osteoglossiformes; Mormyridae
Product: melanoregulin-like
Exons: 5
Coding region: 6-503 (165 amino acids)
Biological process (GO): melanosome transport; melanocyte differentiation
Cellular component (GO): melanosome
Source: RefSeq, a predicted model, not a curated record